UUUCGAGUCGGACAGCUCAGUUCAUUUGGUUGGUAGAGGCGAACGGUGGUGCAUAGUACGACAGCUGAUUCUGGACAGUGUUGCGAUCGUUUCUCUCUGCUGUCAGUGGAUACAGUACUGCGGAUCGUUUAGUUGUUUCGCGACUCGAUUUUCGCUUAUGCGUGUACGCUCAACGGAGACAAUUGUGAUCCUAUCGAAUACUGCUCUUUCCUCGAAAACGAAUGCGGCCUUGCAAUUUGAAAAUCUUCUCAUCGAUCAUUGGAAAAGUCAAGACAAGGAUCAAAGACGCAUCGUAGCGAUUCACUACGGCCUAGCUAGCCUAUGUACAUCUUGGGUUACUGCACGUUCUACUGUGAUUGCCGUGUGAUCACUAUUUUCUUGUGAAACACGACGUUGUGUAUAGUGCAGCGAUCAAAGAAAGGGCGGAGAGGCAGAGAAUGCACAGCGUCAUCAUCGGGGUAUGAUUUCGGACGCUGUUAGGAUACCUAAAUUUAAAUUCGACCGAUGCAUCAACAGAUGAUGGCAGAUUUAAAGAAUCUCGCUCUGGCUGGUGGAGGAGGAUCUAGAUACAGUGGAGAUGAACAGGUACAGUUCAUUCCAGGUGGAAGUCAUCAGGUGACAAUUAAAUCGCCUCCACCUUCACUGCAUUUGGAAAGUCUGAACAAUGCUGUUCUUAGUGGCUCGCAAAAUAAUCUCCAUUGCAAUUGCAAUGGUAGUGCGUCUAAUGGUACCGCAGUUGCAAUGUGUAGCAGUAGUAUGUUCGCGAGAAAAGUACCAAACCAUAGUCCAGGACAGGAUGGCAAAAGGCCGGCAGUAACAUUGACGCAUUUACCGAAGAGGCCACCGGUUGACGUUGAGUUCAAGAACCUAGCGUACAGCGUAUCCGAAGGCAGAAAGAGAGGGUACAAAACAAUUUUAAAAUGCGUAAACGGUAAAUUCCAAUCGGGAGAAUUGACCGCUAUCAUGGGUCCUUCAGGUGCUGGAAAAAGUACACUGAUGAACGUUUUGGCAGGUUACAAAACAUCUCACUUGAGUGGUUCUGUUUUGAUAAACGGAAAGGACAGGAAUCUGAGAAGAUUUCGAAAGAUGUCCUGUUACAUAAUGCAAGACGAUCGUCUUUUACCUCAUUUAACGGUCUAUGAGACAAUGACUGUUUCGGCUAAUUUAAAAUUAGGAAAAGACAUCAGCGCGAGGGAAAAGAGAGUGGUGAUCGAAGAAAUCAUCGAAACGCUCGGCCUAAGCGACGCGAGCAAUACACAAACCCACUGUCUUAGUGGAGGGCAGAGAAAAAGGCUAUCGAUUGCAUUGGAACUUGUUAACAACCCUCCGGUGAUGUUUUUUGAUGAACCAACUUCUGGCUUGGACAGCUCGACUUGUUAUCAAUGUUUAAGUUUGCUCAAAUCGUUAAGCAGAGGAGGAAGGACUAUUAUAUGUACGAUACAUCAACCAAGCGCUCGACUGUUUGAAAUGUUCGAUCAUUUGUACCUUUUGGCCGAGGGCCAGUGUAUAUAUCAAGGAAACGUUGGUGGGCUGGUACCUUUUUUAUCGUCAAUGGGUUUGGAAUGUCCUAGUUAUCAUAAUCCAGCGGAUUACGGUAGGUAA
This is a messenger RNA of Bombus terrestris (buff-tailed bumblebee), 1602 nucleotides long. RefSeq names its product ATP-binding cassette sub-family G member 4. Gene Ontology annotation, cellular component: plasma membrane. NCBI's taxonomy places the organism in Eukaryota, Metazoa, Arthropoda, Insecta, Hymenoptera, Apidae. The coding region runs from base 505 to 1602 and encodes 365 amino acids. The transcript has 7 exons. Gene Ontology annotation, molecular function: ABC-type transporter activity; ATP hydrolysis activity; ATP binding. The record is from RefSeq and is a predicted model, not a curated record.